CCGAGAGAGGGAGAUCCCAGACAGCCAUGGAGGGGCCCUUCCGCCUCCUCCUCCUGGCCUUGCUGCUCCCGGCCGCCGCCGCUACUGCACUUUUGGGCCGCAGCCGUGCGAGCCGACCCUGCUGGCCACCGAGGUCUCCCGCUUCUGUGCAACGAGCAUCCCCUCCGUGCAGUGCUGUGAACCGCUGGUGGCCGCCGUCGACCUCGGGGGCUGCCUCUGCCGCCGAGCCCAAGUUGGUCGCGGCCGGACUCAACGCCACGGACUUCCUCAUGGUCUACACCUCCUGCGGCGGACUGCUGCGUCCCGGACGCGCCCAACUCGCCGCCUGCCAAGGACCCGCUCCCCCUGCCACCCUCGCCCGGACCUUGCCGCACGCAGCAGCCACCACGUAACCUCGAUCGCCUUUCUAGCUACUUCCGUUUGUUGCCUGUGACGAUGGAGCAAGUGAGCUUGAUAUAAAGAUUGCUAUGAUAGGGAUGUGCAAGAGGUUGAUAUUGUAAGAAAUCAAGGAUCGAUUGGUUGAGGCGUGAUGAUCUUCUGGGAUCACCUGCCUUAUAUUUAUAUCACAAUAGAUCGAUCAGAGAUCGUUACAGAGUAGGA
Molecule: messenger RNA, 600 nt
Organism: Triticum dicoccoides
Lineage: Eukaryota; Viridiplantae; Streptophyta; Magnoliopsida; Poales; Poaceae
Exons: 2
Coding region: 27-392 (121 amino acids)
Source: RefSeq, a predicted model, not a curated record